AUGAAAUGUAAAUCGAAGAAAGCGCUCAAAUGCUUCAUGCAAAAAGGAUGGGACAUCAAUGAACGUAUAAGUGACCUUGAUCCCCCCGUUCUAAACUAUGCAAUCUACGAGGAAGAGAUGACGAACUGGCUUCUAGACCAUGGAGCAAAUCCCAAUCAACGAUGUGAUAUUAACUGUACUCCGCUAUCUUAUGCUGUCCAGCUAGCUCUUAUAAACAUCAUCGAGCUCAUGCUAAGCCGCGGAGGUGAUGUACAACAGGGACAGCUCCUUCAAUAUGCCAUUUAUCGGCGGACAAAUCUCAAUGAAGUGUUGGCGCUACUUAUUGAUAAAGGUGCCCCUUUGAACGUCCCAAUGUAUCAGGAUUAUCCAACCUUUAGGCGGUUCUAUCCUGUGAGUUUGGGAACCCCUUUACACAUAGCAACAGAGCUUGGGAAACUGGAUGCAAUAAGGUUCUUGCUCGGUCGAGGAGCGGAUACUAACAUCGAGGAUGGAAAUGGUUGUACAGUCAUUGAGUGGGCAAGAAAUUUGAAUCAAACGGAAAUUGCGAGGCUAUUGGAGAAUGGACAUUAG
Penicillium roqueforti is the source of this 570-nucleotide messenger RNA. Its product is annotated as ankyrin repeat domain-containing protein. Gene Ontology annotation, cellular component: cytoplasm; nucleus. Lineage: Eukaryota; Fungi; Ascomycota; Eurotiomycetes; Eurotiales; Aspergillaceae. The transcript is spliced from 2 exons. The record is from RefSeq and is a predicted model, not a curated record. Gene Ontology annotation, molecular function: protein binding. Bases 1 to 570 code for a protein of 189 amino acids.